Molecule: messenger RNA, 955 nt
Organism: Cebus imitator (Panamanian white-faced capuchin)
Lineage: Eukaryota; Metazoa; Chordata; Mammalia; Primates; Cebidae
Exons: 3
Coding region: 554-862 (102 amino acids)
Source: RefSeq, a predicted model, not a curated record
AAGCCAAGGAAAGAUUUGUUAACCUUUCUUCUAGAUCAGAACAGGUAACGUGAUACAGGAUUUCCUGAGGUUGGGACUGGAUUGACACAUUUUCCAUAUUCUGUUUUUGUUUACUCAGCUUCAACUGCCAUCUUUUAUACUAUCCUGGGGGAAAGGGGGAACCCAUGUGAAUGAGAGAUACUGGAUUUGGCCAAGAUCAUUAGGCGAGGGUGCCGUUCCCACACAGUGAUGCCUUGCAGGCACAAGGAUGGAAAAUUGUCCCAGGAAUGCGAUACCGCCAAGUCUGAACACAGAGAGGACACGACAGGCCUGCUGGGUCUUGACUUCAGCCUGCAGGGGAGCUGGAGGAGGCUGGCAGACCCUGCCCACAAACGGAAAGGCCUGGCUGCCAGUGGCUUUUCUUCUCUGCCACUGCAACACUGUUUCUGUGGGGGUGUGUAGACACAGCUUGAGGUUUUGUAUCCACUCUGUCAGUUGGUGAGAUAGAGAAGAGAUGGGCUGAUGGUUAUUGGGGCACUAUUGCACAUAGACGGGGCAUCGUUGGAGCCCAUAGAUGGGCACUGUUGGAAUUAUAUUGGGAGGGAUUGCGAGUGCCGGGAGCUUCCAUUCGGCUUUCUCUUCUUCAACAUUCAUGCUCCUGGAACUUGCAUUCCUCAUAGUGAAGGAUGGAAGCCCUUUGGCCUCGCCCUCCUGCCCAGCUGAUGUGAUGGGGGCAGAUGCAGGUGGCUGUCAAGAGAGCGAAGGGAAAGGAGAGGCUGGGUCUGGAAACCCUGCUGCUCCUGCUACAGGUGCUUCGGGUCCAGGCUCUGAUUUCCAGAAUCCACAUCCAAACUACGGAGUGAAGCCGAGACUGAGUGAAUGAUCAGGAGUGUUUGCAGGGUUCAGCCACAGUGUUAUCACGUUUUAUUCAAAUCUCCUAGUCCAAAAAGGAAUACCAUGCCCGGUUUCUAUCUCA